Lates calcarifer (barramundi perch) is the source of this 2613-nucleotide messenger RNA. RefSeq names its product selenoprotein P (gene selenop). Gene Ontology annotation, cellular component: extracellular region. The transcript has 5 exons. Gene Ontology annotation, molecular function: selenium binding. The record is from RefSeq and is a predicted model, not a curated record. NCBI's taxonomy places the organism in Eukaryota, Metazoa, Chordata, Actinopteri, Centropomidae. Gene Ontology annotation, biological process: selenium compound metabolic process.
GCAUCAGCAUACAGCAGGAGUUGAACUUUGUCCUCCUCCCAGACAGAAAAACAACAGGCAGAGUAUAAAAGGGGGGAGCAGUGGGGGAAGAGACUUGUUUUUGUUCAAGGAGUUGCAGCAACGAAGAACUGACUGAGCGGAGGGAAGGAAACUUUUUAACCAAAGGAUUGGGGCAGUGAGGAGGCACCAGAGGGAUGUGGGCGUGCCUCAGCCUGCUCCUCACUCUCUGCCUGCUCCACAGGGGCGAGGCAGAGAGUGACGGGGGCGGGCCUCGCUGUCAGCUGCCGCCGGCCUGGAGUAUAGGGGAGGAGGAGCCGAUGAAGGGGGCGAUGGGCCGGGUGACAGUGGUGGCGCUUUUCCAGGCCAGCUGACUGUUCUGCUUGGUGCAGGCUACCAGAUUGGACAGCCUGCGCCAGAAACUGGAAGGUCAGGGUUUGAAGGAUGUGGUCUACAUUGUUGUCAACCACCAGGGGGAGGAAGCACAGCGCCUGCACACUGUGCUGGCACAGAGAAUGACAGAGAACAUCACACUGUACAAACAGGACCCACAACAGCCUGAUGUCUGGCAGACACUGAGCGGAGAGAAAGAUGACUUUCUCAUUUAUGACAGAUGUGGCCGUCUCACCCACCACAUUUCACUUCCAUACUCCAUCAUUGGACAAGGUCAUGUUGAGGGUGCGAUCAGAGAUACCUACUGCAAACGCAUAUGUGGGGACUGCACUCAUGAGAGCACUGAGAGCCCAGAGGAGUGCAAAGUGAAAGCAGAUGCACAGCCUGACACAGAUGUUAAUCCAGCUGUAGAGGAGGAUACUGCACGUGGUCACGGUCAUCAUCAUGGGCAUGGUCACCAUCAUGGGCGCCACCAUGGUCAAAGGCAUGGCCACCAUGGGGAUAAUCAUCCCCAGGGUUUUGGCCACGGGCAGGAUCACAACCAUGGUCAUCACCACGGCCAUCAUGAUGGCACUGGCCAUGGCCAUGACCAUGGGCACAGUCAGCAAGGUCUCAGACCACAAGAGCAUGGGCAAGGUGGUGGGCAACAACAGGCAGAUUUAGGCCAGAUGCAGCAUGCAGUGCACACGCACCAGAUGUCACAUGAGGCCCAUGGAGCCCAUGUGAGGCCUUGAGUGCAAGAGAAGGCAAGGUGAAAGUCAAAGCACAGCUGACAGAUGACAGCAGGCUCUGACAAUGAAGCCUCUCCUAAGGUCAGCUGAUGCUGACACUGACGCAGGCUGUUUGGUGAAGCAGGGAGCGAGGAGCCGGUCGGUCUCUGACACUGUGACGAGGCGUUGCCCGCCUCCUGACAGUGACACGGACUGAUAGGCGAUGCAGCUAAUAAUGUUAGGGAGACCUGACAGUGACGCUCGCAUCCUGCUGACUGACAGCAGCCUCAGCCAGCCCAAUGAGCCUGACCCCCAGGUGUUGCGAGCUGAGGAUGAGAGCAGCUGUAAGCUGGCUCUGAUAUCAGCUUCAUAUUAACAUCAGACAGCAACACCGGGGGCCGAGAGCUCUUUUUACCAACAAGUAUUACCCUGGGAAAGGGUGGGGCAGUCCCUGACAGCAUGGAUGUGGGAUAGAUGAACAGGUGGAGUCACAACAUCACUUUGAUAAAAAUAUAGAAUACGGUAGAUGAACAAAUCAACUAAAGCACAAAUUGGUAUCUUGCUACAUUUGGCAACAGAUAUGCAAAUCAUUUUAUUUGCCUUAAAAUAUAUAAGCCGUGUCACCUUGUCUGUCAGUGGGUUGUUUUCAUCCUUUCUUAGGAGUGUAUGUGAUUGUCAUGUUCACAAAUUUCCCCCUCCAUUUUGCUCUCUCCAUCCUUUAUGAAACCAGGCGCAGAAACUACGCUCUAGUGGCGUCUGUUUGAAGUCCGGCAGGAGAGAGAGGAGAGGGUAGUCCAGGAACAUGACAAGCACUUAAAAUAUUUCCAAAAUGCAGAAUGAGAGGAUAUCUAAGGAAACAGGAAAAAAUGUGAUGGAACCUGCAAAUACUGCAAAAAUUCAUGAUUAAGGAAGAAUAAGGGAAGAUGCUAGUACAGUCCAUCAGAUUCUAUGAAUUCAAUAAUUACCAGAAAUCUCCAAAACCAUUUUUGUUGGGGAAACCUGAAAACACUGGCCCAUUACUGGGAAAAAAAAAAAAAAAAGGAAACCUAAAAAAGUUUAUACCAGUGAUGUGUUUGUCUGUACGGCAUGCUAUCAAUCAUUGUUCUUGAGCACAUACAAUGGCAAUAACUGCCAUGAAUGACUUUUCAUUUUGUUUUUGCUGAUAAUGCCCACAAGCUUAAACAUACGGUGUAUCUAUUUUCCACUUCCAACAUGCACAUUUCAGAUGUUGAGCUUUUUUUGUUUGUUUGUUUGCAUUUACUAGAUUUACAUUUAUGCAAGCUUGUUAAAAAAAAAAAAAUACAAGGCUCUAUUGUUGAGGAAAAGGCAGAGGGACAACGAGAGUGAAGCGAUGAAUGACUGUUGGAAUACACUCUGUACUUAAUGAUGGUUUCUGUGGGAAGAUAACAGUCACCCUGAAAACUUGAUGCCUGCACAGAGAACUGUAUUGUGUCGAGGUAAUGAAACACAUGGAUAAUGAGAGUUGAAUAAAGAUGGUUGAGUUGCUUUGUCA